This is a messenger RNA of Heterocephalus glaber (naked mole-rat), 2178 nucleotides long. The record is from RefSeq and is a predicted model, not a curated record. NCBI's taxonomy places the organism in Eukaryota, Metazoa, Chordata, Mammalia, Rodentia, Bathyergidae.
UCCGGGUGUACACGAGGCGUUCGCUGCGAACCCCGGGGGCGCUAUACUGCCGCCUCCUGGUCCCACUUCCUCCGAGUGCCUGCUUUCGGGUUUGCGUCCUUUCCCGCCUUGCUACCGUAACGCGUGUCAACCUCCGCCGCUCGCCAGUUGUCGGGAAGGCCGCUGUGUCGAGUGCUACCUUCCUAAGGUACUGCUUAGGAUGAGUGUGAUUUGGAGAAGUUAUAUUUGCAAUGUAAGGCUAAGGAAGGUGCCACACAGAUGCCAAAGUGGUAGCCACCCCGUGGCACCCCUGGGAUCAAGAAUUUUAACUGACCCAGCCAAAAUUUUUGAACACAACAUGUGUGUUGUUUAGACUACCUAAACUGAUUUCAUGACUCACUAAGGGGAUAUGACCUUUAGUUUAAAAAAACACUGAGCUAAGCCAUUCUCUGAAAACCCAAGUCUUGAGUCUUGAUCAUGCUAGGCAAAUGCUGUACCCCUGAAGUACACCUGCAGCCAAAGGAUUGCUGCAACUUCCUGUGUCCUGGCACCAAAGUCCCGAUCCAGAGUACAUUUGUGGUAAUCACCCCAGCUGGCUAAACCAUCUUACUUUAGGACUUUUACAUCCUGCGAGCUGCAUGGGAAGGACCCUGGAACACCUUCAAGCCACGAAAUGGAGACAGUGACCUUUGAGGAUGUGGCUGUGAACUUCACUGUGGAAGAGUGGGCUUUGCUGGAUCCAUCCCAGAAGCAGCUCCACAGAGAUGUGAUGUGGGAAACCUUUAAGAAUGUGACUGCUAUAGAAAGAAACUGGGAUGACGGGCAAAAUGAAGAUGAGUUCAGAUGUUGGAGGAGCAAUUCGAGAAGUAAAGAGGGAUCACAUGCAGUGGUCUAAAGAAGAAGAAGCAGCUGCCAGAAAAAAAGUAGAGGAAAACUCAGCUGUGCGAGUCAUUCAGGAAGAGCAAGUUAAAUAUGAAAGUGAAGCUAGUAAAUACUGGGACACAUUUUACAAGAUUCAUAAGAGUAAGUUUUUCAAGAAUCGUAAUUGGUUGUUGAGGGAAUUUCCUGAAAUUCUUCCCGUUGAUAAAGAAACCGAAGAGAAGAUGGGAGAACCAUUAUGGGAUCUUGUAGAAACUGAUGCUGCAAACUGUUUCUCAAAAAUGCCAGAAGAAAAAAACUAUUAUGAGAAAAGUUCUGGUUCAUCAGAUGAUCAAAGCAAAAGAGAAUUUGAUCGUCCCAGCCUAGACUCUGAAGAGGACAGAAAAGGACCCCCCAAGACUGAACUGUUUCCUGGGAGCGAUGCCACUUUCAGAAUACUAGAGGUUGGCUGUGGUGCUGGAAAUAGUGUUUUUCCAAUUUUGAACACCUUGCAGAACAUUCCAGAAUCCUUUCUUUAUUGUUGUGAUUUUGCCUCUGGAGCUGUGGAGCUUAUAAAGUCACAAUCGUCCUACAGAGCCGCCCAGUGUUCUGCCUUUGUUCACGAUGUGUGUGAUGAUAGUUCACCAUACCCUUUCCCAGACGGGAUCCUGGAUGUCGUUCUCCUCGUCUUUGUGCUCUCUUCUAUUCAUCCUGACAGGAUGCAAGGUGUUGUCAACCGACUGUCUAAGUUGCUGAAGCCCGGGGGAAUGCUGCUCUUUCGGGACUAUGGAAGAUAUGAUAACACUCAGCUUCGUUUCAAAAAGGGGCAUUGUUUAUCUGAAAAUUUUUAUGUUCGAGGAGAUGGUACCCGAGCAUAUUUCUUUACGAAAGGGGAAGUCCACCGUAUGUUCUGCAAGGCCGGAUUAGAUGAAAAGCAAAAUCUGGUUGAUCGUCGCUUACAGGUUAAUAGGAAAAAGCAAGUGAAAAUGCAUCGAGUGUGGGUUCAAGGAAAAUUCCAAAAACCAUCGCACUGGACUCAAAAUAGUUCCAAAUUGCUAUUUUCCACUCCUUUCUCAUGACUGAAAUAUGUACCAUGCUAAGACAUAAAACCAGAGGACUCUGCCCUUUAAAGAUUCCUGAAAAUCUUUUGUUUCUCAAAAGACAAUGAGAAGAAAAGAGAAUUUGUAUUUCUUGGUAUUGUAUCUUGGGUGAGCUCUUUGUGCAUUUUAAGUGCAUGUAAGUUGAUCUGAACAAGUGUACCAUUUUAUUGUAUCUUCAAAAGUUGAUAUGUGCAAGCUUGUGUGGGUUUAUUACAUCUAAACAUCUUGUUUGUUCUUUGAA